Effrenium voratum is the source of this 2723-nucleotide messenger RNA. The record is from the annotation of a GenBank genome assembly. NCBI's taxonomy places the organism in Eukaryota, Dinophyceae, Suessiales, Symbiodiniaceae.
CAGUGGUAGCAGAUUGCGGGAUGCAGCCUUUGCCAUGGAGCUAUUUGGUCCUUUGCAUUGUGGAGCAUGGACAUGCUGAUCAGUUUCAACCAGAGUCUACGCUUGCGGGGGAGAAUUCAUCACGAUUGCAGUGGGCGCAUAUACACAUCGCAUCUUUUGGUACAAUACUGGCUGCGACAACGCUGUGCGCUGGAUUUGUUGUCAUUCUCGUGCUUGUUUGUGCUGUAGCUGGUUUGGCCGUGCCUUUACUUGCAAUGCUCCCAUCUGCAUCAGCGGCUGUUUUGGCAAUACAGGCGAUUGUGCUGGUUGAGAUUUCGGAAUUUAUUCCAGUCCCUCUGAAGGCGUUGUCAGCUCCUCUGAAGCUUCCCAGGUCAGAUUCAGUUUUGGCGUGUUCAAUAUUGCUCUUGGCAGCUGUUUGGCUUGCGCGCCGUGCCAGGGUGUAUUUGCUUCGGAAGAGCCUGCGACAAAGCUCCGAAUUUUGCUGCCCGCACGGGCUGAGUCGAGGCACUUGGGAAUUGAGAGCAUUGGGCUUUUUAGCAUUUCCACUGACUGCAUCCAGCACGCAAAUCUUGCUGAAUUUGGACAGAGCCGACUCUCCAUUGGCUGGUUUCCUUUUCUCGACAGUUCUGCUUUGCUUUCUGGUGAAUCAAGCAGCCUCAGCUUUGCUAUUUGUGAGGGAUGUUCUUCGAGACGGGUGUGUUAUCCGUGCGGCUCUUCCAAAAAAUGCUGGCGGAGGCGAAGUAUUCAUAGAUCGAUUGUGUGACGAACUGCGAGCAAUUCCAAGCAGGGCGUGGCCGAGCCAGCCAGGGCAAUUUGGUCAGUCAGGUGCAGAAAAUUGGCUUGCGACAUCAACUUGGUGCUUUUCUCAUUCCGUUGCUCGCGUCAUGGAAGUCGAGUUAGCAGAAGAGGAUUUGACUUGUAGGAACGAACAAUUGUCUCCUUAUCAAGCAAUGUCGGAUUGCUGUGAAGACGACUUGCAGGGUAAGCCACUUCUACGAGGGGAGGUCGUGGAGGAUAGCUGCGAACUGGAUGCUUCCCCAGAAGCAGCCAGUGAAGCGUUUGCACUGCCUGAGGCACCUGCCUUCCUUUUCCGUGGUGGUGUCAGCGCUGUGAAACUUUCACAUCCGGCAACUGUUUCGAUCACACAGUGCUAUGGCGUUCAAGGCAAGUCUUUGGCAGGAGUAGUUUGCAUUCCCUGGCUGGAUUGCGCUGUUCCCUCUGAUGCGCUCUGCAGCAUCGAAGACCUUUGCGGCACUGUGACAUUGCGCGUUCAUCCAGCACAGCUCACCGGGAGAUUGUCAUCCGGGCAAUAUGCACCAUGCUUUGACUGGGGAACGCGACUGCCGUGGCGCUGGCCAAUGGAUUUUGCCCUGCAACUCUUGCUUGGGAUUUGGAUGGGCAUACGUUCGCGUCAGAUUCUACCUGCAGCAGAACUUCUCGUGGACUCAGCAAUGCUUUGCAUGGCAGCCAUUCUGAUGCUCUUCAUGUGCAAGGUGUCAGCAUGGGAUCACUGGAUUGACAACGCAGCACUUCGUGCAUCAUACAUGGUGGUACUUCAUGUUGUUUUCAUUCGAGCGACCUGGGAUCCUGCAAAGCCAACCUUGUGCAUCCUUGCAGCCGGUGGAGCUGCGUUGUUCGCCAUGAUUCCUUUGUUGACUCUGCUCUCAGCUGGAGUGUGCCUUCUGGGGAUUGCACUUGGCCAGCUCGAAUCUCACCAGCGGGAGGAGCGCUUGCUGCACGACUCCGUAACAGGCUGGGCUCCCGGUGCGGUCUCGCAACGUCAGGCAUCCUUUGACUUUCCCGCUUGUGACCUACGCUUACCACAAGGCCAGGAUGCUCAGGAUGUCGAAAUCGUUUUGGACGGUCAGGUGGUUGGCAUUGAAGCGCCUGUCCUUCCAGGACGAGCAAGAGUCAGGAUCCGUCAUGUGCAGCUUAUAUCCUUGCAUCAUGGCCCACAAGUGCUGCCUUGCGCUAGCUCUGAUCGAGGACGUUUGCCUUUACCUCACGAGUUCCUGUUUCCUUCAGCCUUGAUCAAUACCACAGCUCGAACAUCAGAGGAAAGGGCAGUACCUGCUGGGAUCGUGCCAGCAGCUGCUCUUCUCACGCCUGGCUAUCCGGGAAAGCUGGUUUACUCAGAGGCAUGCUACAAUGGUGCUUCCUGGCAAGACGCCAUUACCUGCUACUUCGUGCACAUGCCAGGUCUUGCCGAGGAGGCAAUCUGCCAAGUUGAUGCUGCCCAGCGCAAGUCCCGGCAUCCCUGCGUCGUGAUUGUGGAGGUACUUCCAGCUAUUGCUGCUGUAGCUUGGCAAUUUUUGUGCGAUUUUUUUGUGGCGAGCCAUGAUGCGUCCAGGCGUUUGUAGAUGCUCCGGAUGAACGUGGUGCAGAAGAGGAUGCUUAAGGCUGAAAAGAAUGCCACGUUGGUCAUCACAAGGAGGAGGAUUAGGGACGAGGCAGACAUACCAUCCCAAGAUCAGGCUUGGAUCAAGUCAGUGGUCGCGGCCUUGCGGCCAGAGAGCAUGCUGAUGCGUUGCCUGGCCGUUGAUUGAACGGCAUGCCAUGGAACAUCCUGCGCUUUUCAUUUUGUUUAUUGCAUUCACCAUGCAAUGAACAGGUGAUGGGACUCUAUGAAGGGACACGACACAGACCAUCUUGGAUACGAUGACAGACAAUGACGAGGUGCUGCAUUGAUCGACUCGUGAUCAAUUAGCCCGAAGCUUCGGCCA